This is a messenger RNA of Linepithema humile (Argentine ant), 1757 nucleotides long. Its product is annotated as myrosinase 1-like. The record is from RefSeq and is a predicted model, not a curated record. Gene Ontology annotation, biological process: carbohydrate metabolic process. Gene Ontology annotation, molecular function: beta-glucosidase activity. NCBI's taxonomy places the organism in Eukaryota, Metazoa, Arthropoda, Insecta, Hymenoptera, Formicidae.
CAGAGUGAGUCAACCUUUCCUGACAAUCAGUCGCCUUCGCAAUGACGAGCUAUUCGUUUCUCCGAGCUGCAUUCAGCGUUAUUUUCGCUGUCACGUACGUCUUUGCUAACGAUACGUUGUCUUUUCCUCAAGGUUUUUUGUUAGGCACAGCUACAUCUGCUUAUCAAAUAGAAGGAGGUUGGAAUAUAAAUGGCAAAGGCGAAAGCGUUUGGGAUCGAUGGACACACGACAAUCCAAAUCUCAUACUUGAUCAUAGUAACGGUGAUGUGGCUUGCGAUUCAUAUCACAAAUAUAAAGAGGAUGUACAGUUAUUGAAAGAUAUGGAGGUUGACUUUUAUCGAUUCUCUGUCAGUUGGACACGUAUCUUACCGACUGGUUAUCCUAACGUGAUCAAUCAAGAUGGAAUCAAUUAUUACAAAAAUCUUAUUAACGAGCUUUUAGCAAAUAAUAUCGAACCGUUUAUUACUUUGUAUCACUGGGAUCAUCCAGAAUAUUUAGACAAAAUGGGCGGAUGGACCAAUAGUUUAAUGGUCGAGUGGAUAUCCAAUUAUGCGAGAGUCGUUUUCAAAGAACUUGGCCCUAAAGUUAAAUAUUUCACGACGAUCAAUGAACCUGCUGAUGUUUGUCAAGGGGUAGCAACAGACAAAGUAGCACCAGGAAAGAAUUUAGGCAGCCCUGGCAAAUAUUUAUGUAUGCACAAUAUUCUGAAGGCGCAUGCCAAAAUUUAUCAUAUCUAUCAGACGGAGUUCCGAAAACAACAAAAGGGCCAAGUUGGCAUAGUUAUAUCUUGUCCAGGUGCAUUCCCUAAAACUCCUAACGAUACUGCGGCAGUAGACGCGAUUUUCCAAUUUGUAUGCGGAUGGGUAGCACAUCCCAUUUUUUCAAAAACUGGUGAUUAUCCAGAAAUCAUAAAAGCUCACAUAGCCGACAACAGCAAAUUGGACGGUUAUCCAGCCUCGCUCUUGCCGACAUUUUCACCAAAAUGGGUGCAAUAUAUUAAGGGUUCUGCGGACUUUUUCGGGUUAAAUCAUUAUACUUCAAAGCUUGUGGAAACAGUGCCACGAGUAGAAGGGGAACGGUGGUACGAUUAUUCCGGUGUGAAACAGACCAUAGAUCCAUCAUGGCCAAAAAGUGCUGCGGAUUGGCUCAGAGUUGUUCCCGAUGGAUUACGACAAGUUAUUAACUUAAUUUCCAAACAAUAUGAUCGUCCUCCUAUCUUCGUGAUGGAGAACGGCUUUGCCGAUGAAUGUUGCACUUCUGAUUCUUCAAGAAUCUCUUACUUACGUUCUUAUAUGAAGGCAAUGUUGUCAGCUAUUUACGAAGAUGGAUGUAAUGUAAAGUCGUAUACCGCUUGGAGUUUGUUAGAUAACUUUGAAUGGGCAGACGGUUACAAGGUAAGGUUUGGAUUGGUAAACGUCGACUUCACGAAUCCAAAUCGAACAAGAACUCCAAAAUUAUCGAUGAACUGGUACAAGACUGUUAUUAAGACUCGGAGAAUUGAUUCUAUUUUUGAAUCACCAGAUGUGGUGAAUAUUCCUUAAGUAUGCAAAAAAUAAAUAUGUAUGUAUGCACGUCAGGUGUUACAUAAAAGUAUUACUCAGACGUAAAAAGUAUUACUCAGAGUUGCAUUUCUAAGAAGUGUUUAAACUAAUUACUUACAAGUCGCAUUAUAUAUUCAUUUUCUCAUCUGAAUUUACUAUGAUUAAAAUUAUAAGAAAUUAUGCUCUCUAUACAAAUAUACGUAUAUUAAUAAUGCA